AUGGGCCUCUUUGACUUCUUCAAGUCCUCGAAGCAGGAACCUCCCCGUACCCAGGAGCCAACUUGGGAUCCGAAUACCCUGUCUAUGCAGCAACCUUUGAGUCCUGCCGCUCCAACUGCUGAGCGUGUUGUUUCUGAACAGCCUGACGCGCAGGAGAAUACGAAGAUACAAUUGCGUGGCGGUGGUGCGGGUGAUGUGCGCCGGUCUACUUUGCUUCGAGUGUUGUGA
Molecule: messenger RNA, 228 nt
Organism: Aspergillus alliaceus
Lineage: Eukaryota; Fungi; Ascomycota; Eurotiomycetes; Eurotiales; Aspergillaceae
Exons: 3
Coding region: 1-228 (75 amino acids)
Source: RefSeq, a predicted model, not a curated record